This is a messenger RNA of Drosophila bipectinata, 2316 nucleotides long. Its product is annotated as ubiquitin-conjugating enzyme E2 Q2. Gene Ontology annotation, cellular component: nucleus. Gene Ontology annotation, molecular function: ubiquitin conjugating enzyme activity. NCBI's taxonomy places the organism in Eukaryota, Metazoa, Arthropoda, Insecta, Diptera, Drosophilidae. The record is from RefSeq and is a predicted model, not a curated record. Gene Ontology annotation, biological process: protein polyubiquitination.
CGGCCAUCUGGCAACACGGUACGCUAUUCGUUUUUCGCUGCUGUGUGCGUGUUAUUUUGUUGUUUUUUCCUGGAACUGAACAGGACAUUGCACACAGUUGGAGCCCAUAAUUAAGGAAAAGACAGAGGGAUAAGUAACGAAAUCAAAGGGCAAACUGAACGCCAAAAAAAGAGAGAGACGCACACGAGAGAGCGCAUGCUGGGCGCCGCAGGAGAAGAAGAAGAAGCAGGAGCAGCAGCCGCAACAGCAGCAGCAGCCGCAGCAGCACCAGAAACAGCAGAAGAGUGAACGUGUGAGCGAGAGCGAGGAGGCAAAGUGGAGCAGGAGGAGACGACGACGACGACGACGAAGAAGACGAGGGUGAGGUGUGGUGUGGCGAGGUGAGGAAAGGAACAAGGGCCCAGGGGCAACGAAAACGAAAACAACAAAGAACAGUACCGAACGGCCAGGCGUCUGUAAAAGUCGCCGUUUUCUUUUAUUUUGAUUUUUUUGGCUUCGAAAAAUCUACCUCCAAAACAAGAGCAAAAGCUAGAGCACAAUAAUUAAAAUCGUGAAUUGAAAACACAAGAAACCAACAACAACAACAUCAACAAAAAAAAUAUAAAUAAUAACAAUCAACAACGAGCGCGAGCGCCAUCUAUUGACGGCCCGGCUACAAAUCCGCAGAGGUGGGGAGACCGCGAAGAGAGUAGAGCAGAAUAAGAGCCAGUUGGCGACUGUGUUGGUUAUCGUCUUGGUGUGCUUUUGCGGAGAAAAGAAACGGAAAGGAAACGAAAAAAAGGAAACAGACGCAGGAGCAACGAGAAGCAGCUGUUGUUGUUGGGGGGUAUCCCCCUUCGGAACAGAAAGCAAUUUUAUUCGGACCAAAAAAAAAAAUAAAUAAAUGAACAAUAUAUAGAAGAAAUCAAAUAAAAGAAGCAAGGAGGAGUAUAAAAAGGAAACAGAUAGAGUGACAAAUAUCCCGACCAGUUGCCUUUGCUGCCCGCCACAAGAUGGCGUGCCUUAACACCCUGAAGCAGGAGAUCAAAACCCUGGAGAAGAUCUUCCCCAAGAAUCACGAACGCUUUCAGAUCCUCAACUCAAGUGUCGACGAGCUCCUAUGUCGUUUCAUCGAUAAGAAUGGAAAACGCUACGACAUCCAUGCCAAUAUAACGGAAACUUAUCCUUCAUCGCCGCCAGUUUGGUUUGCCGAAAGUGAAGAGACGAGCGUCACAAAUGCCGUUCAAAUACUUAGCAAUACAAAUGGACGUGAUAAUCACGUUAUUAAUCAAGUGGGCAUAUUGCUGCGUGAGCUGUGCCGACUACACAACGUUCCACUGCCACCCGACAUCGAUAACCUGGCGCUGCCGCUGCAAACACCACCGCCAUCCGCAUCGCCACUUCGCUGCGAGCAGAGACACGGCGGCGGAGCGGGUGGUGCGGGCGGCGGUGGCAGUGGGCCGCAUGGUAAUGAGGAAACAGACUCGGACCAGGACGAGAUCGAAGAUCCAAUUGGAGAAAGUGAGCAGGAAAGCGAGGGUGACGAAGACUUGCCCCUCGAAAUGGACGAUGUACGAAGUACAAACAAGAAGGAUGAUAUGGAAGUUGAGCACUUAGCGACCCUGGAAAGACUGCGUCAAAGUCAAAGACAAGACUAUUUAAAAGGUUCCGUUUCUGGUUCCGUGCAGGCAACCGAUCGCUUAAUGAAAGAAUUGCGUGAUAUUUAUCGGUCGGACGCCUUUAAAAAGAACAUGUAUUCUAUUGAGCUCGUGAACGAGUCUAUAUACGAGUGGAAUAUACGCCUAAAGUCCGUCGAUCCAGAUAGUCCGCUUCAUAGUGAUCUGUUAAUGCUCAAGGAGAAGGAGGGCAAGGAUAGCAUACUGCUCAAUAUACUCUUCAAGGAGACGUAUCCGUUCGAGCCGCCCUUUGUCCGAGUCGUUCAUCCUAUUAUCUCAGGUGGCUAUGUGCUCAUCGGUGGAGCCAUCUGCAUGGAACUGCUGACCAAGCAAGGUUGGAGCUCUGCUUAUACCGUCGAAGCGGUGAUUAUGCAAAUUGCCGCCACUUUAGUGAAGGGAAAGGCGCGCAUUCAAUUUGGAGCCACCAAGGCACUGACCCAAGGUCAAUAUAGCUUGGCCAGAGCCCAGCAGAGCUUCAAAUCGUUGGUGCAGAUCCACGAAAAGAAUGGUUGGUUUACACCGCCCAAGGAGGACGGCUAAGACGGUCACGGGGGGGUUUAACCAGACGCACAUACUUCCCAGAAUAAAUUGCACCCUGGAAUCACUCGCCUCACACACCCCACCACACUCACGGACUUACAUACAUAUAUAUAUACACACA